Molecule: messenger RNA, 357 nt
Organism: Penicillium lagena
Lineage: Eukaryota; Fungi; Ascomycota; Eurotiomycetes; Eurotiales; Aspergillaceae
Exons: 1
Coding region: 1-357 (118 amino acids)
Source: RefSeq, a predicted model, not a curated record
AUGACAGGCGCUGCUUGGACCUCUGAAGAAAUUGCUAUCAUAGUUUUGUUUGCUUCGCGUGGCGUUCGGCACGAAACGAUUGCAGAUGUUCUGAGAAGUUGGUCAGCUCCCUUACUAGGAAUGCCACCAGAGGCUGAUCUGGCGGCCCUGACGACUGCACCACGCCGGACAGUCUCCGCUAUUCGGAACAAACUGGCAUGGCUUCGCUCUCACCACCCUGAACUCUGGCUCAGUGAUGGGAGAUGGGAUAUCGAUGCAGUAGUGGGUUUUCUGUACCGCUUGCCGUCUAUGGAUCCUUCGCGUGUCACCCUGCUUUUGGAUUCAGCAGCAAUCGAGAUAGCAGCAAUUAAAGAAUGA